Messenger RNA from Elephantulus edwardii (Cape elephant shrew), 2352 nucleotides. It is a transcript of the gene ACAD11, whose product is annotated as acyl-CoA dehydrogenase family, member 11. Bases 1 to 2352 code for a protein of 783 amino acids. NCBI's taxonomy places the organism in Eukaryota, Metazoa, Chordata, Mammalia, Macroscelidea, Macroscelididae. Gene Ontology annotation, molecular function: oxidoreductase activity, acting on the CH-CH group of donors; flavin adenine dinucleotide binding. The transcript is spliced from 20 exons. Gene Ontology annotation, cellular component: mitochondrion. The record is from RefSeq and is a predicted model, not a curated record.
AUGCGGCCCUCGGCGGUGGCUGCCUCCCGCAGGCCCGAGAUGGGCGAGGUGCUGCCCCAGCACAGGUUCGACCUCGCGGCCCUGGAGGACUACCUGCACCGGCACCUGCCAGGCUUCGCUGCCCAGCCGGGGUCCGAGUUCUCCGUGGCCCAGUACAGAUUAGGACAGUCCAAUCCCACCUUUCAUCUGAAGAAGGGCACCCGGGCCUAUGUGCUCAGGAAGAAGCCACCAGGCGCACUGCUCCCGAAGGCGCACAAGAUUGACAGAGAAUUUAAGGUCCAGAAAGCCUUGUAUUCAGCUGGCUUUCCUGUCCCACAGCCUUUGCUGUACUGCAGCGAUGUCUCCGUUAUUGGGACAGAAUUUUAUGUCAUGGAACAUGUGCAGGGGAGAAUCUUCCGUGACUUCACACUUCCUGAACUUAGCCCAGCAGAGCGCACAGCCAUCUAUGUUGCCAUGAUGGAGACCCUGGCCCAGCUGCAUGCCCUGAGCGUGCGGUCACUACACCUGGAGGACUAUGGCCGAGGAGCUGGUUACUGCAAGAGGCAGGUCUCAACCUGGACCAAGCAGUACCAGGCCGCCGCUCAUCAGCACAUCCCCGCCAUGGAUCAGCUGUCUGACUGGCUAGCGAAAAACCUACCAGAGAAUGACAAGGAAGAGUGCUUGAUUCAUGGGGAUUUCAAACUGGAUAACAUGGUUUUUCACCCUAAAGAGGCUCGUGUGAUCGCCGUCCUGGACUGGGAGCUGUCCACCAUCGGUCACCCGCUGGCAGACGUGGCCCACCUCGCCCUCUUCUACUUUUGGCCCCGGACAGUUCCGUUGCUCGGUGAGGGUUCCCAUCUUACCGAUCGCAAAGGGCUGCCAUCAAUAGAAGAACUGGUUUCAAUAUAUUGCCACCGCCGGGAAAUUAAUUCUGUUUCUGACUGGAACUUUUUUAUGGCUCUUUCAUUUUUUAAAAUGGCUGGAAUAGCACAGGGCGUCUAUAGCAGAUACCUUCUGGGGAAUAACUCCUCUGAGAAUAGCUUUAUGUUUGCCGACAUUGUGCAGCCUCUGGCAGAAAGGGGAUUACAACUCUCAAAAAGAGCUCUCAGCACCUCACCUGCACCACUGGACACAUGUGGGCAGCUGUUUGUGCAGACGAGGACGGGGCAGGAAGUUCUGACGCGCGUGAAGGACUUCAUGGUGCGGCACGUCCUCCCUGCAGAGCAGGAGGUAAUUGAGUUCUAUGCUCAAAAUGACCACUCCAUGGAUAGGUGGGAAAAGCCUGCAGUGAUUGAUAAGCUCAGGGAAAUGGCUAAAGAAGAGGGUCUCUGGAACCUGUUUCUGUCAGACAUAAGUGGUCUCAGCCAGGUGGACUAUGCCUUGAUUGCUGAGGAGACCGGAAAGUGCUUUUUUGCUCCAGAUGUCUUUAACUGCCAAGCACCAGACACAGGGAACAUGGAGGUGCUGCAUCUGUACGGGAGUAAGGAGCAGAAGCAGCGGUGGCUCGAACCCCUUCUGCAAGGGAACAUCACCUCCGCCUUCUGCAUGACAGAGCCAGAUGUGGCUUCGAGUGAUGCCACCAACAUCGCGUGCAGCAUCCAGCGUGACGGCGACAGCUAUGUGAUUAAUGGCAAGAAGUGGUGGAGCAGCGGAGCUGGGAAUCCAAAGUGCAAAAUCGCAAUUGUUAUGGGGAAAACUGAGAACCCCUCUGCUUCCAGUCACAGAGAGCACAGUAUGGUUCUUGUUCCUUUGAAGACACCGGGAGUCCAGAUCGUGAGGCCCCUGUCAGUGUUUGGCUACAAAGAUUAUAUCCAUGGAGGGCAUUUUGAGAUCCAUUUCAAUCAAGUGCGAGUCCCUGCCACCAAUUUAAUACUGGGUGAAGGACGAGGCUUUGAAAUCGCUCAGGGCCGCCUGGGCCCCGGGCGCAUCCACCACUGCAUGAGGGUAGUGGGCAUGGCAGAGCGGGCGCUGCAGCUCCUGUGCGAGCGGGCAUCACACAGGGUGGCCUUCCGGAAGAAGCUGUACGAGCACGAGGUGGUGGCACACUGGAUUGCUGAAAGCCGCAUUGCCAUUGAACAGAUUCGACUGUUGACCUUGAAAGCUGCCCACAGCAUCGACACCGUGGGCAGCGCUCGGGCCAGGAAGGAGAUUGCGAUGAUCAAGGUGGCAGCCCCCCGAACUGCAUGCACGAUCGUUGACCGGGCCAUCCAGGUGUGCGGGGGUGCAGGCGUCUCACAGGACUACCCCCUGGCUAACAUGUACGCGCUGAUCCGCACGUUGCGCAUAGCAGACGGGCCCGAUGAGGUCCACCUCACAGCAGUGGCGAGAAUGGAGCUACAGGACCAAGCCAGGAGGCUGCAGGCCAGGAUGUAG